GUGAAGUUUGUUAAAGAUACAGUAUUAGUAGUUAAACUAGGUAAUUUAAAGGGUCUGAUACCUGCUCUACAUAUGGCUGAUAUUCCUUUAAAAAAUCCCAGUAAAAAAUUUACAGAAGGUGAUGAGUUAGAAUGCAGGGUUUUAUCAGUGGAUAUAAAGGAUAAUAAAGUUAUAUUAACGAACAAGAAAUCUCUUGUCAAUACUAAACUACCAACUAUACACGAUAAUAGUCAGAUACAUAAACAUCUAGAGAUAGAUGGAUUUAUAGCCAUGAUUAACAACAGAGGUGUACUGGUCGCAUUCUAUAAUAAUAUCAAGGGUUGGGUACCUCUCUCUGAACUUAGUGAAGAAAAGAUUGAACAGCCUGAGAAGGUGUUUUAUUUGGGUCAAGUUGUACGAUGUCGAGUGAAGAAUUAUGAUGAAGAAACUAAUAAGAUAGUUUUAUCAUUUAGAAAAGGUCCUCGACAAAAGGAUCGAAAGUUAAAAGAGAGAGAUACAUCAGUACCUGAUGAUUUUGAAGCAGGAAAGAUUGUUGAGUGUAAAAUAAAGAGUAAAAGACAAGAGUUAAUGAUAGUAUCUGACACAUCAACCGGUAAAGACGCCAUCUUGUAUAAAGCUCAUUUAGCCGAUUUUGAUGAUUUGUGUGAUGUAUUAUGGGAAUCUUUACAAGAAGGAGAUAUCUUAGAGCGGGUUGUACAUUUUAGAUGUACCAAUAAAAUUAUUGUAUCCAUGAAACCAUCUUUAUUAAAACAGACAGAAAAUGACAUUAUACCAACAGAUUUUACAGAAAUAUCCAAAGAUAUGAUAUUACCAGCUGUAGUCAAGAAUAUAGUAGAGUAUGGAAUAUUCUUUACAUUAACUGGUGGAUUAGGUGGUCUCAUUCCAAUGAAGGUAGCGUCAGAUAAUUAUUUACCGUAUGAAGAAAUUACCAACUAUAUCCAUGUUGGUCAGAGUAUAGUAGUUAGAGUUACCUACCUUGAUACAGAUAAGAGAACAUUUGUUGGGUCCAUGUUAACCAGACAUUGUUUUCCCCGAUCAUCAGAUAAAGCAGCCAUAUUGAUGAAAUUAUAUUUAGAAAAUAAAGAAAUGGUUACUAAAGUAUUGAGUGCUGGUCAAUCUAUGGGAGGUUUAUUAUCUAAGAUGAAACAGAUACCAGUAGGAUCAGUAGUAACAGCUGUAGUAACUGAUAUAACUACCGAUGGUAUAUCAUGUAAUAUGUCUAAUGGUUUAUCAGCUUUUAUAAAUCAUCAUAUGUUAUAUGAUAUAAAACCAGUAGUAGGAGAUAAAGUAUUGGGUGUCGUAUUAUCUAUAGAUAUGAUAAAACAACGAAUAGAUCUCUCAUUAGAUCAAUCUAUAGUAGCAGCCAUGAAAAACAGUGAAACCGAAGAUCAAAUUCAACAGUUAAAUGUUGAUGAGAAUAUACCAGCUGAAGUUCUACAAGUUAAUUCUAAUUAUUAUAUGGUAUCUUUACGAGGUAAAGCUCUAGGUUCAAUGGCAUACGUUCCCACUAAACAUACUAUAAAUUGUAUAAAUGAAUUAGAUUUAUAUCCAGUUAAACAGAAUAUUCAUGUUAAAAUACACAGUGUAUAUAAUGAAAAUUUGAUAGCUUUGACACAUUUACAUCAAAUCAAAUCAUCAACACCAAGUAAAAGUAAAGAUAAAAAGAAUAAAUUAUAUUUAUCUAUUGGUGGUGUUUAUAAAGCGAAAGUAAAACAGAUACAUCCUACUAUCAUGUAUCUAGAUAUAGAAGGAAAACCUGGUCGAGUUCACUGUACAAAUAUGGUGGAUACUAUACAAGAUGGCCAUCAUCCGUUCAGUGAUUAUCAAGUUGGAAAAGAAAUAAUGGUGAGAAUAACAGGACAUUCUAAGAUGCCCAAAAAAGAAGAGAAAGUGGCGGAAUGUACUGCUAGACCCAGUCAAUUAAAGGGCAGGUUAGAGAAAUCUAGUAGAAGUUUUCCAUUAAAGAGUAAUAGAAGAGUAUUUAUCGAUAAGAUUGAUAAAGAAAAUGUUUUAGUUGACAUAACUUCACAAAGGACAGGAAUAACUUCUAUAUUUGAUUUAUCAGAUGAUUUAAUGAUAUUAGAAAACCUGAAAAGCCAUUUUAAGAAAGGUCAAGGUUAUAAUGGGGAGGUAAUUGGUUGUCGAGGAAGAUCGAAAAUAGUCUUUACAUUUACAGGUCGAAGAGAAAAGGCAUCUGAAGGAGAAACAACAAAAUGUUAUAUAACUGAUAUUGAUUCAGAAUCUAAAGAGUUAAAAUUAUCGUUACCAGCACGUCAUACGGCUGUCGUUAAACUUUCUACUGAUAUAAAAAAAUAUCAUAAAGGACAGUGGUUGUGGUGUCAAGUUACAUCGGUUGAUGAUACGGAAAAAAAAUGUUCUGUUACUCUCAAAAAAUCACGUGGAUGGAAAACAGAUAAAUAAUAACGUGGAUAUAAAUAUACAAAUUGCAGGUUGGUCCGUGGAUACUUACCACUUCAUCAUGUGGAAGGAAAACAUAAAAAAUAAUAUCUAUAUUUAAUAUAUCAGUGGUCCGUUGAUACCACUUCAUUUAAUGGUUAACUGAUGGAGAAUAUUGGAUGGCUGAAGGUCAGCGUGUGAGCAUUGUAUCAUAAGGUCUGUCAUUGAGUCAACUGCCGUGGUUUUGAUUCCCCACUUGUACGUGACAAGGAGUAGGGUCACCUGUUCAACCUCGUGGGUUUUCUUCAGGUCCUUCGGUUUCCUCCCAUUGCUAAUGACCCCUACACACUAGUGAAUUAUUGAAAUAAAAUUGAACCAUAGGUUAGUCCCGAAAUGACCUAGUUUGUGUCAAGUGGACGUUAAACCCCAUUUCUCUCUCAUAUGAUAAAAUUUAUGUACAAUUAUUGUCUUUUACUCUUGUUCAUGUCUCCUAGUUUCAUGUUAUAACUGAUUAAACAUUUUAUUGUAGAAAUAAAGUA
Molecule: messenger RNA, 2936 nt
Organism: Patella vulgata (common limpet)
Lineage: Eukaryota; Metazoa; Mollusca; Gastropoda; Patellidae
Product: protein RRP5 homolog
Exons: 19
Coding region: 73-2421 (782 amino acids)
Biological process (GO): rRNA processing
Cellular component (GO): nucleolus; small-subunit processome
Molecular function (GO): RNA binding
Source: RefSeq, a predicted model, not a curated record